CCAACAACUUCCACUCAGCAGCGCAGGAAAAAGUCGGGAUCCGGAUCCGGACCUGGACCUGGACCUGGGACUGAUUCCGGACCUGGAUCUCUGUUUCCUGGAUCCGGACCUGGGACUGAUUCCUGCCGUGGACCCGGACCUGGAUCUCUGUUUCCCGGACCCGGACCCGGACCUGGUCCCUGGACGCCGCGCGGGGAUCCCAGGAUUACAGCUGGGGUGAGUCGGGACCCCUCGGUACCUGGACCCGGACCUGGACCUGGGACUGUUUCCUGGACCCGGACCUAGGAGUGUUUCCCCCCGUGGACCCGGACCUGGAUCUGUGUUUCCUGGACCCGGACCCGGACCUGGACCUGGGACUAUUUCCCGGACCUGGAUCUGUGUUUCCUGGACCCGGACCUGGACCUGGAUCUGUGUUUCCUGGACCUCUAGUGGAUUUACACACAUUCAGACCGGAUAGACCUGGACCUGGUCCCGGACGCUGGUGGUGCGUGUCGGCCGCGCGGGGAUCGUUCCAGCUGGGGGAGUCGGGACCCCUCGGUACCUGGACCUGGACCUGGACCUGGACCUGGGACUGAUUAUUGGAUCUGGACCUGGGACUGUUUCCCUCCGUGGACCUGGAUCUGGGACUAUUUCCUGGACCCGGACCUGGAUCUCUGUUUCCUGGACCCUCUAGUGGAUUACACACAUUUAGACCGGAUCGGUCCGAGACCCGGUUCUCCCCCGGAUCUGGUCCUGGUCUGGUCCUGACCUGGUCCAGACCUGGUCCUGACCUGGUUCUGGUCCUGACCUGGUCCUGACCUGGUCCUGACCUGGUCCUGACCUGGUCCUGGUCCUGACCUGGUCCUGGUCCGGACCGGACCCCCCAGCAGGACCAACCAUGCCCGCCAGGACCAAGUACAACCUGGUGGAUGACGCGCUGGACCUGCGGAUCCCGCUGCACAACGAGGACGCGUUCCAGCACGGGAUCAACUUCGAGGCCAAGUACAUCGGGAGUCUGGACGUGACCCGGCCCAGCAGCCGCGUGGAGAUCGUAGCGGCCAUGCGGCGGAUACGAUACGAGUUCAAGGUGAAGAACAUCAAGAAGAAGAAAGUCCACAUCAUCGUGUCGGUGGACGGAGUGAAGGUCGCUCUGAGGAAAAAGAAGAAAAAAAAGGAGUGGACCUGGGACGAGAGCAAGAUGAUGGUGAUGCAGGAUCCCAUCUACAGGAUUUUCUACGUGUCUCACGACUCGCAGGACCUGAAGAUCUUCAGCUACAUCGCCCGGGACGGACAGAGCAACGUGUUCCGCUGCAACGUCUUCAAGUCCAAGAAGAAGAGUCAGGCCAUGCGCAUCGUGCGGACGGUGGGCCAGGCCUUCGAGGUUUGUCACAAGCUGAGUCUGCAGCACACGCAGACGCCGGACGGACCGGAGGACGUCGGGGGAGACGGGAAGACCGACGGCUCCUCCGUGGCAGGGGUGCGUGCUUAUCCACCUGUGUGUGUGUGUGCUCUCCUCGGCUCAGUGCGCCGCGAGCUAACGGACCUGGAGCUAACGGACCUGGACAAGACGCCGGCCGCCGCCCAGGAGACGGAUAUCGACGCCGAGGAGCCGACGACGGUGACGGAGGAGCUGAACCCCGACAGAGGCGUCACGGACCUGGACGCCACGGCCAAGACGCCGGGGAUCAAACACUCGGAGGCUCAGGCUCCGGAGGACGAGGCCUCUCUCCUGCUGUCCAGCCCCAGGAUGCUGCUGCCGUUGUCGGGCUCGCUGCCCCCCGGGGCCCCCGGGCCCCCCGGAGCCCCCCUGUCCGUCCACCACCAGAUCCAGCUGUUGCAGCAGCAGCUGCAGCAGCAGCAGCAGCAGACGCAGGUUGCCGUGGCGCAGGUGCACCUGCUGAAGGACCAGCUCAGCGCCGAGGCCACGGCCCGGCUGGAGGCCCAGGCCCGGGUUCACCAGCUGCUGCUGCAGAACAAGGACCUGCUGCAGCACAUCUCCCUGCUGGUGAGACAGAUCCAGGACCUGGAGACCCGGGUGACCGGAACCAACCCCCUGGGAUCCCAGGACAGUCUGCUGGAGAUCACGUUCCGGUCCACGCUGCCCCCGGUGCUCUGCGACGCCACCACGCCGAGGCCCGAGGUGUCGGCCGUUAGCCUGGCGGGGCUGGGGGCCGGCGACGGGCCCAACGGGACCCUGGGGAACCUGGGGACCCUGGGGAACCUGGGGAACCUGGGGAACCUCGGGACCGCCAACGUCUUCUCCUCCGCCAACGGAAACCUGGGGAGCCCGCUAGGUAGGGAGCCGUGUCUGUUCAAACUGGAGCGUUUCCGUUUCCUCCCGGGGCCCCCGGGGCCCCUGGGGCCUCCUCCCCGACUCCCCUCUUCUCCCCCGCCGCUCCACGCUAACGGGCCAGAGACUAACAGAUCUGAGACUAACAGGUCUGAGACUAACGGGUCUGAGACGGACUGGUUUCCCCGGGAGCUCAAGUCCUCGGACUGCCUGCAGUUUGCCCGGUUUCGUGAGUCGGGCAUCGCCUCGGAGUACGAGUCGAACUCGGACGAUAGCGAUGACAGGGAGGACGAGGAGGAGGAGGAGGAGGAGGAGGAGGAGGAGGAGGAGAUGGAGAUCUUUGGCUGGGGGACGGACGAGGAGACGCUGAGGCUGCUCAACGUCCUCAGCAGACAGGGAAACCCCGACUGUCUGGGGGACGAGAUCGCUGUGUGA
Molecule: messenger RNA, 2704 nt
Organism: Cololabis saira (Pacific saury)
Lineage: Eukaryota; Metazoa; Chordata; Actinopteri; Beloniformes; Belonidae
Product: carboxyl-terminal PDZ ligand of neuronal nitric oxide synthase protein-like
Exons: 10
Coding region: 878-2704 (608 amino acids)
Molecular function (GO): nitric-oxide synthase binding
Source: RefSeq, a predicted model, not a curated record